Molecule: messenger RNA, 1071 nt
Organism: Helianthus annuus (common sunflower)
Lineage: Eukaryota; Viridiplantae; Streptophyta; Magnoliopsida; Asterales; Asteraceae
Exons: 4
Coding region: 1-1071 (356 amino acids)
Source: RefSeq, a predicted model, not a curated record
AUGGCCGAACGCCAAGACUUGUUUGAGAGUUUUGCUCAUACUGAUUAUGAACAGUGGUCUGUCGCCAGGAAUUCAAUUCCUGUAUCUAAUCUUCAAAUAACUGUCAAUGAAAUCUCUCGUAAGUUGCAAGAAAGACCACCCAGUCAAUUCUUAAGCAACACCCAACAAAACCCGGAAGCCCAAUUGAAGGCCCUUUUGACCCGUAGUGGUAAAACCCUAGGGGAGGUAGUUAGAGAUGAGGUAGUUGAGGAAGUGGAAGAGGAGUUAGUAGAUGAAGAGAUUGAGAUGGAAGCUCCAGUUGAAAUCAAUCUUCUGUUCAUCGAGGCCCUUCAAUCCAUGCCUAAAUAUGCAAAAUUCUUAAAGGACCUUCUAAAGAGAAAAGAUAGGUUAGGAGCGAUCUCGAACAUCCCCUUGACUGGUGGGUGUUCCGCCGUUAUCUUGAACAAGGUCCCGGAAAAAUUGACAGAUCUGGGCCUUUUUAACAUUCCAUGCCUAUUCGGGAGUGACACCAAAUAUAGAGCCCUAGGUGAUUUAGGUGCUAGUAUCAAUCUCAUGCCCUACUCACUUUACCAAAAGCUAGACCUAGGAGAGUUGUCACCCACACGCAUGUCCUUGUCUUUAGCCGAUAGGUCAGUUAAGUAUCCUCGUGGCGUUGUCGAAAAUCUAUUAGUUACGGUGGAUAAAUUCGUCUUUCCUGUAGACUUUGUCAUCCUUGAUAUGGAAGCUGAUGAGAGAGUUCCUAUCAUUUUAGGAUGUCCAUUCUUGUGUACCGUAAAGGCCAUCAUUAAUGUCUUUCACGGUAACAUCACACUUAGAGUCGGUGAGGAGACAAUCACAUUUGAGUGUCUAGACUUUAUUAGUGGAGCCGAUCUAGUAGGUAAGGGUGAAGAAGAAGAAGUUGAGGAGGUUGUAGAAGAGUGUGAGGAAGAAGUUGGGACCACCUUUGUUCCCGAAGUGUUAGAGCUUAGUGAGGUUAGAGAGGGGAUCGAGAGAGCCCCAAUAGAAAAUCCCAUCCCAUUAGAGCGUCAGGUCCUCCCGUCCCAUCUAGAGUAUGAUUUCUCAGGAGAAUGA